UCUCUACGAGAGCGAACCGAGAAGCGUGCCCGAACCCGGCGAGCCGGGGAAGAGAACCGCGGCACUCGUUCAGUAGUUUCUCGGACGCCGCACCGGCACCAUCCGACCCUGCGAGAUAACCCCGCGCGCGCACGCGGCCGCGACCCCCUGUGACAAUUGCGGGACCUGACGAGAAAGAGGGAGAGAGAGAGAUUAACGCGUGGUCCGUUCCCUCUGGCCCCUUCCUCCUGCCGCGUCGACGUGAGAUCGUCAUCAACGGCGAAUUAGCGGACGACCCCGUCAUCUUUCGUCCUCUUGUUCUCCCCUAUGAACUAAGAGGGAACGAUUGUUCGUCACGAACCAGAGUUCUCUCGUCGAGUAUUUCUCAUAUUCUACCUUCUAGUAUUUCUCGGGGUGUAUAUCGAAUGCGAUCGUGAACGAUCGGCGCCGCAGAUCGAUUUCGAUCUCCCUUAUCUUGUGCCCCUUGAUCAUCGUCACGUGAAUCCUGAACGCGGACAGAAGUGUUCUCGUUUUCGCGUGUGUAAUUUCGCAAUCGGCAAACCGAUCUCUGUGUCAUAAGAUUACUAGCACGAUCGUGAGGUCUCGAUCGUGUUGGGGGGUUUCCAAGAUUUUCGUUACGAGUGUGAUAAACAGUGGUGAUACAGUGGUAGUGCAUUACGUGACGAUCUGCACGCGUCGAUCUUUCGCGAGAGGAUCAUUCCGCGCGUGGCGGCGAUCCCGGAAGGACACGCGACACUCAGAAAGACAUCGGUAGGACGAGUCUGAAGGGAACCCACGGAGAAAGAGGAAGAGAGAAGGAAACCCGUUAAAGGCGGUGCGAGGUAACGCGUGUCGUGGCUCUCGUCGAUUGAUAGCGACCGGGAGAGAACGAGCGAGAACGAGAGCGAGGGAGAGAGAAGGAAACAAGGACGGAGCGAGGCCGUCGAAAGUAACCGGUAGCGUCAACUUGCAUACCGCGACCAAACUGUUUACAGAGGAUCAGUCGUUUGCCGAUCAUCGAGGGCCCGGUCGUCGUCGUUCGCGGUCGAUUCCGAUCAACCUCGCUGCCAGGAUCAUUCGCAGUGUAUCGAGUAUCCUCGGCGGCAUCUGGGCCAAAGGACAGUAAAGACUGCUAUUUUUCGGUCGAUCGUUUGAGUUGUGGAACUCACGGAACUUUUGCUGACGAUCUAAUGCCAUCGCGUGAAUCGACGGUGCUCUCAUUUUCCAUCCGUGAUAUUCCAGGAUCGUUCCAGGGCUUAACAAUCAGCUGGACCAACAGCUAGGAUCGCGAGUCCGACGCAGUGCGUGCGCAGGACCGCAAUAAUGCGAGAGUACCGCAAGCGCGACAACGGUGCAUGGACGGUAACAGCAGCGGACCGUCAGCCGCGUCCUCCGUUUCCUGCAGCUCACGUUUCCACGGGGCACCGUCUUCAUAGGCGGAAGUGACCGGAAGUCGGCGGUGCACGGAGCUGUAAUGCCAGCUGGCAGCGCGCGCGACCUUCACCGAUAUCGCACUGACGAUAACGAUACCGAGCACAACGGAGACAACCAGGCUGCGAACCGAUCGGCGUGGAGGAAGAAAGCGAGGAGACUCGCGAGGGGAGGAAGAUCAAAAGCGCGACGAUCGGCGAGUCUACGGGAGACGAUCGUGACGCGGCUAAGGUGGACGACGACAAGGGUGGAGGGCAAAAGAAGAAGCGGAUGAGACCGUCAUGCCCGCUGAGGUUGACACGGGCGGGCAUAGGGUGCUGCACUGUGAUCCCCGUGCCGUUUGCUCGACUGCGACGCCGAUCCACGUGUCGACCGUCACUGAUGAACGCCGGGUCGGUCCCGACCGGGCUUCGUCCGCGAGGCAACUUAGAUUCGGCGAAAGAAAUGUACCGGGCAGGUCGAAGAGGAAAGCCCGGAGAGAUCGGCGACGAAGACUCGAGAUUUGCGCGGGAAGAUCGGAAUCGUCAGAUCACCGGAGCGAGAACUCUCUUGCCGAUUUCGAUCCAACCUCGCCCGCGAGAGUUCCAAGGAUCGGCGAGGAGGAACCGAUUCUAACCGCGAGUAACACAGAAUUCUCGGCAAAGAAUUGCGUGGCAGCGCAGCCGCUACGUCGAGAACAAAGGGAGGCCGCACUUACGUGUCUCGUUUAUAGAGGGUCCUCGCGCACGAUCGAGGAUGUCUCCAAAGAGCGUCCAAGAGUCACGUGGGACUGCUGGGUGUACGCGAACGGCAAAUCCGAGCGAGCGGAAUCGCGACCACGCGAUGAAACUGCGGAAGGGACUCGGCUGGCGAUAGCAGAGAACUUCAUCACGGGGCGUCGAAGUCACCAGGAUCGAUUCUGCACGAAGUCUCCGUGGCCGUCGCGUUGCAGGUGGCAAGAUCUGGACGUGGAUCAUCCGAUCAGUCACGCGGCAGGAACGAGCGCGACAACGGAAGGAAGUAUUCUUCUCUCUAGUCACCACUCGCGAGUUCGCUCGAAAGAAAAAUUCCGCGAGGACGAUCGUAAGGACUACCGCGAGGACAUCGACGAGAGGAUCGCCGUUAACGCAGACACGCGGACGGAUGAGAACGCGCGAUCGAAUUAUUCGAGAGGACGACACGAUGGAAGACCGGAGGAGGUGCCGAUCGGGAGGAUCGACCAGGACUCCGCGAGGAGGACCAAGUGCGGGAGGAUACGCUCGUUCCUCCAGCUGGCCUUCCUCCUCUUCCUCAUCGCGUUCGGACGGUGCGGAUUGCUCAGCUCGUCGAGCGUGUUCAAGUUCAGUGCGAGACCGACCGCGAGCGGUUUAAGUGUCCUAGGGAUUGGCGCGAUCAUCGGUGCGGUGGGCGCGGCGCCGAGCGACCUGAUCAGCGACGCGGGUACUCGAGCUGAAAGAUCGGCCAAUCUCUCCCACAUUACCGGUGCCUCAAGGAAGAUACAGAUGUACAUCAAGAACCGGCACCUGCAGAUUCUGCCGGACGGCACGGUGAACGGCUCCAACGACGACUCCUCGGACUACACCAUUUUUCAAAGGACAUCGGUGUCGAGAGGUCAACUGAGGAUCCAAGGUGUAGCGACCUGCCUUUAUCUCUGUAUGGAUUCUUGUGGCCUACUUUAUGGCUCGCGCGAGUACACAGAAGACUGCGUCUUCAACGAGACGCUGGAGCAGCACAAUUACAACACGUACAGCUCGGUGCACUGGUCCACGGCGAAGAAGACACUGUACCUCGGCCUAAAUCGUCACGGCCAGCCGAGGAGGGUGCAAACCAAAGGUCACAAUCUGGGUAGGCUGUCAGCUUAUGCGCGGGUGCUGACGCAGGUGGCUCCCACUGAUCGAGUGGAGUCCCUGCAGAGGCGGAUGAUGGGGGCUCAGCACAACGUGCGUCAUCGGCAUCACAGCCGCCACAGUCGUCACCGUCAGAAUAACAACGGAAGCGACGUGGCGCAACAAACGGUCUGUCCCACGUUGCCAGCCCAAGAGAAAGACGGCAGAGACCGGUUCAGGUGCCGCAAGCGAAAGAAGAGAAAGAAGCGGAAGCGACGGUGCAGACCGAGCGAACGGCCCGGUCCCCAGUGCCAGGUCGCCGAGGAGUCCGUCGCGCGUGCAGUCGCGUCCGCGGUGACGGACGUCGUGGACGAGAUCAGCAGCACGAACGGCACGACGCUGGAAUCCAAGAGGUCCUGCGAGGGGGCGGCCAGCGAGGAGGCCUGUCGGCGUCAGGCUCUCUCGGUACCGGCGAAGAAGCGGAAGUCGCGGGUAGGCGACGAUGAAGAGGACGGCAGCGGCAGCAGGAAUCCCACGUUCAACGGUAAGAACAAACCACCAACAUCAAACGCGAAAAAGCCAAACGUCAGCGUCGCCAAUAGUCAAAGUAAAAAGCCUGAUUUGACGGAUGGGAAGAAGAGGAAGAGGAAGGGUCCGCCGCAGACGAGCCAGGGGAGCGCGGGGGCCCCAUCCCGGGAGCGAUUCGCGUCUGGCACGAUACCGUCCCGGGUCCUUUUGCCGCAAACGGCGCCCGACAACGAGGAGCAGCGUGCCUCGACAGCCUCGUCGUCCUCCUCGUCACCGUCUCCUCCUGGUGCGUCAACCGCUCUCUCCUCCGUCAGAAGGCAGGGCUCGGCGCUCGGCCGCAGGAAGACUCCGCCGUCCUCGAGGAACCACGUCGCGAGACCGGCGGGCUCGCGUAGGGUAGGAAAGUUAUCCGGGAGCGUCGCGGGUUCACCGGGUCGACCGAGGUCGACGCCGGCGACGUCGGUAAUGCCGAGGAGCGGGCUGGCGCGUCCAUCGUCUACCACCCGAGUUCCUGAGACCACUCGCGAAUAUAACGCAUCUCCCGUUUCUCAAUCCUCGCUCGUUGUCACGUCCUCAUCCUCGCCCUGCUGGGAUUUCGUUGAGAGUUCCCAUAAAUCCAUGUUGGAGAACUCGUCGCUCGUCGACGAGGAACCGUUCUCGACCGUCGCGAGCGAUUUCACGACCGGCACGACGGAAUCCAUAGUCACGGGCGAGGUCAUCGUGGAGGUGACACCGUUCAGGCCGGAUGAGGAAGAUGGUGAGGACGUUGGCUCGGGCACGACCGACACGACCCCGCGGAUGAUAAUGGGGUUUCCUUUAGAGAGACUGGCGAUGUGACGCGAACAGUCGCAGGAUGAUUUGUGCGCGAUGCUAUUGUAAACUUACGUGUACAUAGGAAUCAUUCUACGAUUCACUCCAUACUCAUGUACGACGAGCGCGCGGCGCACGAUCCAUGUCGCGCCGAAAUUUUGAUACUCGCGGUAUAAGGGGGACCGACAUGGCUACGGUUACGGUGAAAUCUUGAUUAAGUCGCAUGGCUUUUAAAACAUUAAAAAAAGAUAAUUAAACUUGUAUAAAUUUAUAUUCUUUGUAAAAAGAGCCGAAAUAUUCGAGAGCGAAUCGAUUCGACUAUGAAGAUCAUGUUUUCUGUUAGCGUAGUUAGAUCUUGUGCUUAAUAGAAUCAUGUACGUGUCACUCAAAAUUUGUUUUCGAUAGCACGCUUAAAAGAUUCAGUCGCCUCGCAUUUAAAGUGCGAUAAAAAAACGAAAGAUAUCUCCGUAUCGCUAAGCUUAAGGAUGCCUAACGGUAAUAAAUUGCGUUCACCGAAAUCGUUUCAGCAUCGGCUCCCGACGGUGAAAGAGACGCGGUUCGUGUCGAGAGUCGGUGGACACUGGCAAAAGUGAGGAGUGUUCGACCAGUGCUUGAUAAGAGCGUGUCGGUCAAGCAAAUGUUUCUUCUACUCAUAAGUAAAAACACAAAUAGUAAUUGGUAGUAGAGCACGAAAUGUGAUUUUAAUCUCAAAAUACUUCCCAGUCGCAAAACAAGUCAUAGGAUUCGUAGCAAACAAGCUAAUUGCUAGUUGCAUAUCUCUUAGCUAACAUCAUGACGACCUAAUCUUUAUCGCCAUAUGGGAUGUUAGAGCGAAUAACUCUCUGAGAGGCUCCAUUAGAAGGUGGUAAGUCGGCGUGUCAUGUAUCGAUGUGAUUCUGAACUCGGACACACUUUGGUUCGCAAAUUCUUUGAAAUUAAUAUACUUCCUUACUGAAAUUUGAUUUCAAAGAAUUUGCGGCUAGUUUAUAGAAUUCAGAGAAUAUUUUACACGUCUUUAAGGAUAUUCCUCGAUAUAUAAUUGAGUCAUUUAUUUUGAAAGCGAUGUACAUGGCCUAACCAUUUAAAGAAAAGAAUUAUUUUAAUCGACGCGAAGAAAAGAAUUAUUUUAAAUUUAUAUGACAUAACUUUCCAAGUGAAUGGCUCAAUCUAAUAAUAAUAAUCGAUAAAAUAUCGAUAAAAUGUCAUUCGUUUCAAUAUCAACGGUACGCCUUCGGUGCACAGAACGACAACAGUAAACCUUUAUUAACAUCGACGGACGUUAACAUCUAUUUCCAACGUAAGAAACAAUAGGUACGUAUUCCUAUCGCACAUUUAACGAUAAAACUGUCUGCGUUACAUUAAAUUAAAUAUAACAUCAGAUAGAAAAGAGAAUAAGAAAUUUAAAAAAAUAAACAAAAAAUAAAAUGUAUUAAUAUCUGCAAACUAGAAUAACAUCUACAAACUAAAUUAAAGUAUACCUAGUUAAGAUGGUUGUUUCAAAUUACUUUACGCAAAACAGUUAUUAAGCAAAAUUAUCACUAUCUUCCUCUCUUCUUAUUGAUUCGACACGAACCGCUCUCAUCUCGCCGUAAGAUAUCGACGUAGGACAACUUCUUGUAUAUUGCUGGCGAGCUCUUCGCCCUAACUAGCGCGAUUAGCGUUUAAGCGUUUAAGGAAUUAAUGAUAGUAUUUUAACGAGCGCAGGAGACAAGACAAUAAGCGACGCGAAAAGAGGGAAUGGCGAUGAAAUCAAUUCGAUCGGCGGUCACGAAAUGCUCACGAGAUAACAGAAAUCCUGGAAAUUGAUCCGCUCACGGAGACGAUCUAUCCAGUACAGGCUUAAAGUUUAUCUGGAUCUGGAUAGGUGCAUCUGUAUAGGGAAAAAGAAGAAAAAUCCUAAACCUCGCUGCGAUUCUUUUUCUCCCUUUCUCUCUCUCUCUUUCUCUUUUUUGUAGAAGUGACCUAUUAAUAUAGUAGCAUAUUUAUUAAAGACUUAUUUAUUAUAAACAGUUGACUCUCCGUGUACAUAGGUCUACGAUCAUUACUCAUCAAUCAUUGCGCAUCAAUCAUGUGGUUUGUGUACGUUGUGUCUGUCCUGUAAGUAUACGAGUCCGUUGAAAGUACUCGACACCGCUCUACCCCGAGAAAACUAUUAAUCCGGUAGAGAGAAAACGUAUUUUGGAGGCGACGGUGAGAGGAAACGCAUUUCGGAAUAAAUACGAAACGUCGAUCUUGCGCGAUCUGAAUUUUUUAAGAAAUAAAUGAAGGUUUCAUUGUUUUCGCAAUAAUAUGAAAGAUUCAACACAAACGUUUCAUUUAAAUUCAAUACUGCUUGUUACAGAUGGACGUUCGCAACUAUCGCCGUGAUUUGUAGACAUUUUACGAAACAGUUGUUUCCCAUGCACGACUGAGCUCGUUAUGUCAUACAUUUGAUAACAGUUACUGGCAAAGUGAGUUACUGCUUCCGCCGGAACUGAAAUUGGACCGCUCCGCGAAAGUGGACAGUGUUGUCCACUUUAAAUUCAGCGUACUGCACGUAUACAGGGUGUACAACAAGUUAUACCGCGAACUCUCCUUCGCGGAAACACGAAGAAAAUAAGAGAUACUUGUAAUUUUUCUCGCAUCACUCUUUCUGUCAAAAGUGUGUCAGCUGCGAUUCUCGACAAGAUUAUUACGAAGAAUAUUUCGGGGAACCGCACGCAAAGCGAGUUGUACUUAUAUUGACGACAUUUUCGAGAACUAAUUUAUGCGUUUGAAAUUUAAAAAAAUCGUGAAUAGAACGGAAGAGUACAAUCAUCGGCGAAACAAUCGUCUGGCUGUUACACCCUGUACAAUAAUGGCAGCGGACUCUUCGGCUCAGUGGCUAUGAGAUUAAAUUCCGCGGAAACAGGUACUUCCGUAACGUAACAUGCGACGUAACAUGCACAUUUUCCGCGCCCGUUACAUUUUAUUACAUUUGACGAAUUUUUGCGACAACGAGACGCCUUCUCUCGUCGUCGUCUCUCCGACGAGACGUGAUUGCUGAUAUUCUCAAUGGAUUUUGAAUUGUCUCGAUGAAAUAAAUGUAUGUGUGCUUGAUAAACGAGAUAACGAGCGAUUCGAGACGGAAUUAAGGACAACAAAUGAUUUAUGAGUUAGUCUUUGCAGAUUGUAUGACUCUAACGAGCAGGCAACGCUUGUAAAAUUUGAAAAGAUUUGCAGGUGCAUGCGCGAAUGUGAUGCUUACCGAGGCAGCUAAUUGUAGAGCGAUUAACGACGCGAAGAACGCGAUAAUUAGCUACGGAAGAACGCCCGAAGUUGCAGCAAAUUGCAAUUUCUGGUGCUGUUCUCCAUGUUACGCUUCUAGAUUAGUUCGAGAGAUGGAAACGACGACCAAAAAACACGCUCUUGUAACCGCGAGCAUCCAGCUACCGCUCAUGUCGUUUAGAUUCCACAAAUUUUGGGCUCUUCUACUAAAGUAACAAAAGAAAGGCUCCACUUCCCAUCCUUCAUCGAGCAUCUUCGAGAGACAGCCUGCACAUGACGCAAGGAAGAGAAUUGAAGAGUGAUCCCGGCAUUCAGCACGUCUAAGAGUCUGCUCAGGUCGGGAAAUCGAAACUGGGAAUUUCGUGAAGUUAUCGAGGGAGAUCGUGUUACGCGGGAUAAUUAAUGCAGCGAGUCGUUAAUAAGAAAGUGAUACAUAGGCAUGAUCGCAUCGCCGGCACAAUUCCGGAUUCCGAAGGCCGAGGCGGAACCGGUCCUAGCACUGCCAUUUCUGGGACGUAUUCGAUCCACGUAGACUGAAGCAAAAGAUCGUAGACGCGUAUUUUAUCGUCGACCACGAUGAUGACGAGCGAGAGAAUCUCAUCGAGAUCUCAUCCGCGGGUACUUAAACGCGAGGGGAAACUGGUACCACGAACGAGAUACUCACAAUGACGCCCGUCCGCGGGACAAUCUGUCCUCUCUUAACCAAAAUGCCGCCAUUUUCGAUGCUACCUUGUGAUAAUAAUCUCAUCGAUCCUUCUUCCUCUUCCGUUUCCCAUUCCCGGGAGGUACACUUCCCAUCGUCUUCGCGAGAGAGGAUAAGGAGAAGGAGAGAGAGAGAAGGGAGUGACGAACGACGAAAAUCGGUAUUAUUAAUCUUGCUGCAGCAGUUUUUCGGUUGAAACUCGUGUGCAUCUCGCUCGCCCAUCUUCUUUCUCUCUUUCUCUCGCUUCUUAUUUAGAUACAAAAUCCCACCAUAUCUCGUCGCCAUAUAAUUUUUAGAAGUAAUAAAAGAAAUAUUAUUGAAUAUAAA
Molecule: messenger RNA, 8829 nt
Organism: Ooceraea biroi (clonal raider ant)
Lineage: Eukaryota; Metazoa; Arthropoda; Insecta; Hymenoptera; Formicidae
Molecular function (GO): growth factor activity
Source: RefSeq, a predicted model, not a curated record